CCAUCAGCCUUGGAGAUGCCGAAGCGACGAGACAUCUUGGCGAUUGUGCUGAUUGUGCUUCCCUGGACGCUGCUUAUCACCGUCUGGCAUCAGAGCGCCAUUGCUCCCCUGCUGGCAGUGCAUAAGGAGGAUGGUGGGGACACACGUCGUGACUUCUCUCAAGGUUCGGACUCUAAGGAGUAUUGCUUAUCUGACCGUGACAUUGUGGAGGUGGUUAGGACAGAAUACGUCUACACCCGCCCACCUCCUUGGUCGGACGCCUUGCCCACUAUCCAUGUGGUCACUCCUACUUACAGCCGGCCAGUCCAAAAGGCGGAGCUGACACGGUUGUCCAACACCUUUUUGCACGUUCCAAACUUGCAUUGGAUCUUGGUGGAGGACUCUCAACGUCGGACUGCUCUGGUCACUCGGCUUUUGCGAGACACCGGGCUGAACUACACCCACCUCAAUGUAGAGACCCCACGCAACUACAAGCUGAGAGGGGACAUGCGGGACCCCCGGAUUCCUCGGGGAACCAUGCAAAGGAACCUGGCCCUACGGUGGCUGAGGGAGACAUUUAAUAGAAACAACAGCCAACCAGGGAUUGUUUACUUUGCAGAUGACGAUAACACCUAUAGCCUGGAACUUUUUGAGGAGAUUCUCGUUUGGCACACAAGGACCGAGAAACCUGUGCUGGUGAACGAGGGGAAGAAAGGCUUCACAGAUCCCAACGUGGAAAUCUGACAUCAUGCCGCAAAGCCAGGAACGAUCUGAGCAGUCUGUUCCCACCCCAGGCACCAAGCACCCCGAUUCCAGACUCAAACUGGG
This is a messenger RNA of Notechis scutatus (mainland tiger snake), 807 nucleotides long. The record is from RefSeq and is a predicted model, not a curated record. NCBI's taxonomy places the organism in Eukaryota, Metazoa, Chordata, Lepidosauria, Squamata, Elapidae.